AUGCAGUUGCCAUACCAUAAUAAUAACUAUUGUGUGUCUGGUUCGUGGAUGGCGCCACCGCCGGCGGGACUCGUCGUGUCGCUGCUGCUGGCCGCCGUCGCGAACGCGGGCGGCGCUAAGGCCCUGACGCCAGGCGGGCGCGUGGUGCACCACAACCAUGGCAAGUUCACGGCCGGCCCGUGGAAGCCGGCGCACGCGACCUUCUACGGCGGGCGCGACGGGUCCGGCACGACGGCGGGCGCGUGCGGGUACAAGGACACCCGGGCGGAGGGGUACGGCGUACAGACGGUGGCCGUGAGCCCGGUGCUGUUCGGCGACGGCGCGGCGUGCGGCGGGUGCUACGAGGUGCGGUGCGUGGACAGCCCCGACGGGUGCAAGGCCGGCGCGGCGGCGGCGGUGGUGACGGCGACGAACCUGUGCCCGCCCAACUACCAGCAGUCGGGCGACAACGGCGGGUGGUGCAACCCGCCGCGGGAGCACUUGGACCUGAGCAUGCCGGCGUUCCUGCAGAUCGCGCAGGAGAAGGCCGGCAUCGUGCCGGUGUCGUACCGGCGGGUGGCGUGCGUGAAGCAGGGCGGCAUCCGGUACACCAUCGCCGGGAACAAGUACUUCAACAUGGUGAUGGUGACGAACGUGGGCGGCGCCGGCGACCUGGCGGCGGUGUCGGUGAAGGGGAGCAAGCGCGUCAAGUGGACGGAGCUGAAGCGCAACUGGGGGCAGGUGUGGCAGACCGGGGAGGACCUCACCGGCGAGUCGCUGACGUUCCGGCUGAUGACCAGCGACCACCGCAAGGCCACCUCCUGGCACGUGCUCCCCACGGACUGGCAGUUCGGCGUCACCUACCAGGCCGACAAGAACUUCUAGUCAUCACCUGAUCCACAGCCAUUGCAGAUCGAUCGAGCUGAUGAGCA
Molecule: messenger RNA, 911 nt
Organism: Panicum hallii
Lineage: Eukaryota; Viridiplantae; Streptophyta; Magnoliopsida; Poales; Poaceae
Product: expansin-A32-like
Exons: 2
Coding region: 1-864 (287 amino acids)
Biological process (GO): plant-type cell wall organization
Cellular component (GO): extracellular region
Source: RefSeq, a predicted model, not a curated record